Molecule: messenger RNA, 4938 nt
Organism: Clunio marinus
Lineage: Eukaryota; Metazoa; Arthropoda; Insecta; Diptera; Chironomidae
Source: the annotation of a GenBank genome assembly
AUGGAUCCAUACGAACAAAAAUUGUUUCACUUGUUUUCGAACUAUGAAAAUGGGCAAGGCUACAUCAAUUUGAGUGGAUUGAAUGAGCUAAUUCACACACUUCAAUUAAAGGAAAGAGGUCCAAUGCUUAAGUAUCUUUUAAUGAAAAAUGAUACCAAAUGUAAAGUGACGUUUCAAGAAUUCCGUGAAGGCCUACUUCAUGUGAUAACAAGUGAUAGUGACGAAGCCUCUGUCUCGACAAAUACACAAGUGCUAGAAAUAUCAGAACCCGUCACAAGUGAUUUGGAGUCUGACCGAGAAAUUUCACCAAAACUUAUUGUUGGUACUAAAAAAUAUGGUCGUCGAUCUCGUCCAACAGAAGAUGAUCAGAAUAUUGACGAUUCCUCUGACUCUAACAAUGAAGCUGCUUCGGAAUCAGCCUUAAGGAAGAAAAAAGCUCUCAAAGUUCAACGUUCGUCAUCUCAAAGUGAAGUUCAUCAUAAACAAAGAAAUACAUUAAAACGUUGUGCUUCACUUCCAUCCCAUAAAUCAUCUUAUUUAGAGAUCAAACUCAGACAGUGCAAAUUGAAUCAAGAUAUGAGUAUGGACGAAAGCGAUAACAUGUUGAAAAUUCAAUCCUUUUCUCAGAACUUACGUUCAGUAUGGAAUAAUUCUGAUGUGAAUAAAUCUGGGAGCUUGAAUUUACAACAAUUAGAAAUUGUUUGUGAAAGAGUUGGACUCGACAAAGAAGCUGCUAAGUUAGCAGCAGAAGAAGUAUUUGAUAAGCUUUCAAUUAAACAUGAUGAUGGUGUGUCUUUUGAAAACUUUAUCAAGCUGAUUCAGAGUGAUUCUGAUGUGUUUUCUAGUAUGGAUAAAAUCAAAAGUUCAACUAAACUAGACAGUGGCAAUACAGAAGAUGAUAAUCAGAUUUUUUCCUGGUCUUCUGAAAAUAGAAUAAUUGAAACAGAAAAAUUGAUUGAUUUGUGGUCAACUGCCAACGUAGUUGAUGCUGAGGAAUUUUUGAAGAAAUUAGGAUUUAGCAAUAAGUACGUAAAGCUUUCAAACUUAAUAUGUGUUUUAGAAGAAGAGCUUCAACAAAAAAAUACUGUUGAAGUUCAAAGUUCACUUUUGCGUGGUUCUCUUGCACUUUACCGCAACGAAUUGUCCAUUUUAUCCAAGAAUUUUCAACAAUUAUCACAAGAAAACCAGAAAUUAUCACUCGAUAAUAAAGAAUCAAAUCGAAGAGCUUCGAUUCUUGUUCAAGAAAUUGAUGAACGUCAUAGAAAUAUGGAAGAUUCCAAUUUAAGCAUGAUCAAGAAAAUGGAAAUGCGACAUAAUGAAAUGAUGAAAGAAUUAAUUGAGCAAUCAUCUGCUGAAAGGGAUCAACUUACACAAAUAAAUGCGAAACUUGAAUUAAAGCUCCAUAAACUCGAAUUAAAUGAUCAGAAACUGCAGCAAGAUUUCACAAGAUUGAAGGAUGAGAAUAGUGCCUUAGAAACGGAACAAAUGGAGCUUCACAACCAAAUAACUGAUAUGCUAGAAAAAAACAUUAAACUUAAUCAAGAAAUCGCCAAUAUUGAAAAUGCCGAUAACAACGAUAAAUAUGAUUCACACAACGAAGAAAUUCUUGAUCUCAUUGAGAAAAUUGAAACACUUCAAAUGGAAAAUUCAAAUCUUCGUGAUAAGAAUGAUGAGUUAUUGUGUGAUGUUGAAGCCCUUACUCUAAAAUUAAACACGGAAAAGAAAUUAAAUAAAGGAAAAUUGUCUAAUCGUGAUUUGAUCGAAGACCAAGAAAGUACGACAACUUUUGCUACUAAGCGGCGUGGCGAUUCUCCUUCGAAAUCGAAAAAUUUGGAAGAAAGUCCACGAACUGGAAAGGUUCCUAAAUUUAGUAGCGAUCUGGAAGAAUUAGAUGCAAUUAAUCAAAUGAAUAAAGAAUGGGUGAUGCUAAGUAAUGAAACUAUGACAUCAGCAUCAAAUCACAGUGAACCAAUUCUGCAUUCCAAUUACGAUAUAAAAAAUGAUGAACAUUUGAAACAAAGGAUAGUUGAGCUUGAGAAGAAAGUUGUAGAGUAUGAAAGCAAACUGAGAUGUAAUGAGCAAUCAACUUCAGAUGAGGUGACACAAAAUCUAACUGAUUAUUCGAAAUUGAAGAGGGAAAAUGCUAGACUAACAACUAGAUGUCAAGAGUUGGAAUAUAAUCUUGAGGAAAUGAGUAAGGAAUAUGAAAAUUGUGAGGAUUAUUGGCAAUCUAAGCUGAAUGAAGAGCGACUGUUAUUUGAUGAAGAUCAACGACAAAAUGAUGAAAAAUUUGCUGAGCUUCUGCAAAAAAUGACAGAAAUUGAAGAGGAACAAAUUGCAGCUCAAACAGGAAAGAACCGUUUGACACCGAUCGAGGAAAAAUGUCAUCUCGAGAAUCAAUACAUGGAAUUAGAAAACGAAAUGGAAGAACUAAAAGUUCACGCACAGUCAGUUUUAUAUGAAAAGAGUCGAGAGAUUGAAAAACUUCAGCUUGAAAUAAGUCAACUUCAGAAUAAUUCAAUUGUUGUGAAGUCUCAACAACGAUCAAUUUCGCCACAAAGUGCAGCCAGUUCUCCAAUAAAUUAUCUUCUCAAUCAAAACACAAUUACAGAUCCUAUUAGAGAUUAUCAAAAUCCAAACUGGGUAAUUAAAAAAACUGCACCAAUAGAGGAAGUCAUUGCAACAAGUAAGGAAGAAUCAUCACGAUAUGUAUCACCAAUUCAAAAACCACAAUCAUAUCAAAAAGAAGCUUCAAACACCACAGAUAAUAUUAAAAGUAACAAAAAAAUGCAGGAAUUCUCUGAUGCUUUAUCAAUGAAUUCAAAUCGUUCGAUAGGAUCAAACAGCAUACAUUCAUUUCAAGAGUUUCGUGAUCCAGACCUUCAUACAUCUUCAUUUACUGAUACCGGUAAUGGAAUUGAUAAAAUGAAAGAAAUCAGAGAUCGGAUAAAAGAAGAAGUUUUUGAGCUCAACACCCAAAGGGAUAGCCUGAUAAUGGAACUGCAACAACUUCAAGAAGCGAAACCAAUAUUAGCAAACACUUAUCAAACAACACAUCCUAAUUUGGCACAAAAGGUUGAGAAGCUCCAAAUGAAGAACAAAUAUUUACAGAAUGUUCUUAAACAACAGCAACAUUAUGCAGAGACGAUAAUGUUUCAAACUUGGCAUCAGCAGCGUCAAGAACUCAAUGAUCUAAGAAAUCAUCUUGAAGCCCAGACUGUUGUUAUAUCAGAACAGGCAACUCGACUUGCAAGUGCUGAUAUUCUUGUUAAAGACUUGUAUGUUGAAAACUCUCAUCUCAGUGCAACAGUUCAGCGAAUGGAGCAACAAAUAACAAAACAGAAUUUUAUGCAACACGUUCAACACAAUCAUCCUAAAUCACAAUUGGGGAGCAUAUUAUGUAAAAUGGAAUCACUUCCAAAAGAAAGCCUGGUUCACAUUUUCAAACACCUUCCACAUGCUUCCUUGAUAAAUGUUACAAAAGUUUGCAAGUUGUUUCAUGAGAUAAUUUUUUCAUUUGAUUUAAUCGAUCAUUUAUACAUCAACGACAAGAAAACUGGUUCAUUACCAAAGUUAUCAAAAUUUCGUAAGGCUACUAUUGCUUCUUAUGAACCCAGUAUUCAUAAAAACAUAAUAAACACUGUUGGAAAUGGAUUAACGCAGCUUUAUUUUUCCAAAUGCACUUUACGCUUGGCUGAUAUUGCAUCUAUACUUCGUUCAACACCUAUGGUCAAGAUAGCUACAUUUGAUUACACGAAGAUUUCUGAUAAUAAUUUACCGGCGAACUUUCAAGAUCCCCAGCUUGAUGAACUAACUUUAAUAGUCCACGAGACUGACCCAAUUAUUUUUCGUAUCUUUCAAAACUGUAUAUUUGCAAAAGUAGAUUUAAAUUAUUAUGGUGAUUCACCAUAUCAUAAUUUUUCGGAGUUUCUAAAAUCCCUUUUGCAGCAAACAAAAUUAAAAGAAAUUUCUCUGAACGGUUUAUACGAGACAAACUUAUUUCUGAUACCUAUGCUUAAACCAACAUAUCAUUUGUUGGAAUUUAAAAUUGAAAACUGUGACUUCGAAGAAUGGGAAUUUUUGGACAUUUUCUUACAACAUCAUGUCGAAACAUUGGAAAAACUUAUCUUCAAGAAAAUCAUAUGGGAUCCUUCAACAAUCUUAGGAAAAUGUGUCAAUUUAGAUUACCUUCAUAUUCAAGAUGUUGGAAUUCCUGUUCGUCAAAAUUUCAACAACCUCUGUUCAAUCAAAACACUUUUGCUAGAAAACGCAACAAUUAAUGUUGAAAAUUUUUCAAAUGUUAAAUUUCUGCAUCUUACACGAACAACACCUGAAUUGAAUGCAAUAUGUUCAAAAGUAAUGACGAAUCUACUAAACGUCAGCUUUAAAUCUGGUGACAUUUCUGGUUUCAAGCAUUCAGAACUAAAUUCUGUGACAUUGAUGUCUCUUGAUAAUCGCAUUCAAAGUCAGUUCUUUCAUGAAAACCCAAAGAUUGAAUGCCUGACCAUAAGUGACGUUUAUACCAUAGAUGAUAAUCUUUUAUCUGAAAUAAUGAAAAAUCUAACAAAAUUGAAAACUUUAAAAAUUUUUGGCGAUAAUUUAUUAACAUCAAAAGCAUUUAAUAUUAUACGGGACAAUGGAAAGUCACUCAAAGUUUUUGAAAUGAAAAAAUGGAAUCAGAAAUUUAAAAAAACUGAUUGGAAUUGCUUAUAUGAAAUAACUGGCUUAGCUAUUUAUGUUGAAAAUUUAUUAUAGAAUACUUUCAUACUUAAAUUUAAGUUAUUAUUGAAAAUAAUCAAAAUUAUAAAUCAUAUGAAAUUCCUCUGAGAAGUAACAGCAAAACAGAUGUAAAAAUCUUGUGUCAGGCAUCUUGACGAUAUAUUUUGUUAUUAUUUGAAUAAAGCAUCAAAGCAUGUUGCAUAAGAACAAGAAGACAUA